AUGGCCUUUCAGUUCAACUUCAGGGUAGAAGAAGACCUGGACAGUAAAUUAACACCCCUUGAUGAUGAUGGAGCUUUGACCCUGGAUUUGUCAAAAGGACCGUCUGUCUCAAAAAGUCAAAAGAGCAAGCAGGACAGAAAGCGUUCUGCAGGACUGGCGGACUUGCCUGCUGAUGCCUUGUGGGAGUGCUCCUCAGCGGGAAAUGCAGCUUCCUCUGAAGACACUGAGAGCCCGCGCAGUACAACUGACAGGUCAGGUGACCCGGAAGCAUGUGAAAAAGCACCCUCUUUGAGAGCUGCUCAAGAACAUGCUAUGCCUGAAGAUUUUAAUCAAGCCUUAGAAAAUAAGGUUCUGGAAAUGUUGCCAGUUCCCCAGCAUGUGAACACAGCAGUAGUGAAAACUAUCUCCUUGGCCGAGAAAUUCCCUGGAGAAAACAUAGUUUCGAAAAGCUUUUCUUCUCAAUCCGAUCUGAUUCCAGGUGUGUACGAAGGAGGCUUAAAAAUCUGGGAAUGCACCUUUGAUCUCCUGACUUAUUUCACCAAGGCCAACGUGAAAUUCGCUGGGCAAAAAGUGUUGGAUCUUGGCUGCGGGUCUGGAUUGCUUGGAAUAACCGCGUGCAAAGGAGGAGCUAGGGAAGUUCAUUUUCAGGAUUAUAACAGUUUGGUGAUUGUUGAAGUGACCUUACCUAACGUAGUUGCUAACUUCCCUUUGCAAGAUGCCAACAGUGAUGCAAACGAGCCAGGUGGGAAAAGGCAAAGUGAGUCAAAGAUAGCCAGAGAAAUAUGUAAAUGCCGGUUGUUUUCUGGGGAGUGGUCCGAGUUUUGUAAGCUUGUAUUAAGUGAAAAACUGUUUGUGAAAUACGACCUCAUUCUCACUUCAGAAACCAUUUAUAAUCCCGAUUAUUACAGAACUUUGCAUGAAACAUUUCUCAGACUGUUGAGUAGGAAGGGCAGGGUGCUUCUGGCAAGCAAAGCACAUUAUUUUGGUGUUGGUGGUGGCGUUCAUCUCUUUCAGAAGUUUGUAGAAGAAAGGGAUGUAUUUGAGACUAGAACACUUGAAAUAGUUGAUGAAGGUCUCAAAAGGUUUGUAAUUGAAAUGACUUUUAAGCACCCCAGUUAAUAAACAGAAUUAACGCAGAACUUGUGACUAUUUCAUUUCUUUUUC
Molecule: messenger RNA, 1164 nt
Organism: Acomys russatus (golden spiny mouse)
Lineage: Eukaryota; Metazoa; Chordata; Mammalia; Rodentia; Muridae
Gene: Mettl18
Product: methyltransferase like 18
Exons: 1
Coding region: 1-1119 (372 amino acids)
Biological process (GO): peptidyl-histidine methylation, to form tele-methylhistidine
Molecular function (GO): protein-L-histidine N-tele-methyltransferase activity
Source: RefSeq, a predicted model, not a curated record